AUGGGUUUUGGAGCUCCCGGUGGCGGUGCCGUCCCUGUGAAGCCUACGCCUCCCGAGCGUGGAAGCUUUCCCCUCGAUCAUGAUGGCGAAUGCAAGCACCUUAUUACCGACUACCUCAAGUGUCUGAAAUCGAGACGAGGUGUGAACGACGACGAGUGCCGGAAACUGGCCAAAUCCUACCUGUCUUGUCGGAUGGACCAGUAUGUUCUUGGUUUAUAUAUGCUAUUGAAGGAGUCAUGGCUAAUUCUCUGCGACUUACCUCUAGCAAUCUAA
Messenger RNA from Aspergillus niger, 273 nucleotides. RefSeq lists its product as uncharacterized. The coding region runs from base 1 to 273 and encodes 90 amino acids. Lineage: Eukaryota; Fungi; Ascomycota; Eurotiomycetes; Eurotiales; Aspergillaceae. Gene Ontology annotation, cellular component: mitochondrial intermembrane space. Gene Ontology annotation, biological process: mitochondrial respiratory chain complex IV assembly. The transcript has 3 exons. The record is from RefSeq and is a predicted model, not a curated record.